GAGAGCAUAUAUAUCAAGACGUUCUGAAGCUCAAAUAAUAUUAGAAAAAUAUAAAUAUGUUAAAGUGGACGGCAUCAGCGCAGAAGCUGAAUCAGCUUACACCAAAUAUCCGAACGGCCACCACAUCGAUACGAACACCACAUCCAUUAGCGGAGGCCAAGCGUCGACGCCGACGUGCAACCAUUUGUAACAAGGAGAACAUACCAUAUACGUCAACUCCAAUGGUGGAGAGAGAGCGUAAUAGUCCGCUGUUACUUUCUCCAUUAACGGAUAUUUUGAAUGUCACACCAAAAGACAUGUCGCCUUUAAUGGAGCGUACACCAGGACGAAUUCGAGUCACAAGCACGAGUGUAGCUAGUCGCCCACUGCCAAAUCGACGACAUUCAACAGUGGGUCUUUUUCUACAUCCGGCACCGACUUACGCAUCUACUUUGCCAUGUUUCGAGGAAGAAUAUUCGCCGAGUACCGCGCUGCCGACCGGACAACAAGUAGCUCUAAGGGGACUACUGCCGGAUCCCUUUAUUAGCAAUUUGCGUUACUUCAACACACCCGAGUUGGCGAAACGGAAACAAAAACAGGACUUAGAGAAACUAAAGGCCGCCAGAAAAUCAUUACCUAGAAAACUGGAAACAGAUUUUGCGGAGAUCGCGAAGGAAUGUGGCGAGGAAAAGUUAACGAAGCACAUAAAGAACGAGUCAGACUCGGCCGGUAUGAGUGACCAAACUCUGGAUAAGCUAAUUGAUGCUAUUUUAGACUCGGCGCGAAAGGAUGAGAAGAAGAAGGUGAAACCACGCAAAUCUUUUAACCUGCGUCGUCGUACGCUACUCAAAAAUCAAGCCGAACAAAAAGUCAGUGAAUUGGUUCUUUCCCCAUCCUAUGCUGCAGGCGAGGAUCCAGCGAGUGAUCUCAGCUUUAUCUUCGUUGACCAGCGGCCAAAGCAAGUGAUGAAAACAGCGAACGCCACCAAAUCACCACUUACUCCAGCGCCAGUAACGCCUCCGCCAGGCACACCAAUAUCCACUGAUAUUCUCCAAAAAAUGCCCACACCCGCAUCUACAAGUAUUUCGACAACCGUUGCUAACUCUGCAUACCAACAUCAUUACCUAAGCAGAGAACGACUGGACAACACCUUUCAGUUGGAGACGCCCGUGCGACUACCGUUGCAAAGAAAGCGGCAACGGCGUAAAACAUUAGCAGCGCCAAUCGGCAGUACGAAACGUUUGAAAACUGGAGGCACCAACUACUUCGAGGUGGGAUUGGCGUUGCCUUCAAUCUAUGAAAUGCCUACUAUGACGCACGUUCUCGAACGUCGACGCUUGCAACGCUAUUCCCUUGAUAACCAACUUGAAGCGCAUUCACCACGUCGCGUCCGACACUCUCUUACCAGCGCCGCUAAUAAAGAAAACUUUGGCGUUCAUUUUACACGAAGCUCUUUCGGCAAUACCUCGCUCACCGCAUUUCAGGACCUCAGCAAUGGAAAGAGCCCCCUGCGAGUCGAUUACACACCAACUCGUCCACCUUUGCGUUGCCAAACUCAAGGCAAUAUGAAUUUAAACGUUAAACGUCGCAGCGGUACCCCAACCGCUUCCCGAGACGAUUCACUUUCUUCUUCGCGUAUGGGCGACGUAACACUUGACCGUAUGUUAGACGCGAUUAUUGAGAGUGCACGUAAGGAUGUAAAGCGUCAGCAUGAAGUAAAAACCGCAUUAAGAAGCUCUUCGCCUGCUGUUGUUAGCGACAGCGAAAUCAGCGUGCAUGAAAUGGAAGUGCGAACCCCGACACAUCUCAAGCGCCAACGUGUUGUACGGCGUAAGAAUACCAAAACCACGGAGUCCCGACGCAAAAUAGAUUCAAAAGAAACGAAAAUUUUUGGAAAUGUAACACCGCCACCACCGCUCCAGCAAUCAAUGAUCGGUGUUCCACUAGCCGACGGUGUGCAUAGUCCGGACACACCACUUUUUAAGCCAAGUGCCGUGACUAACGCAGAGCUAUUGGCGAUGCAAACGCCACCAAAUUCAACAGAAAUCGAUACUUUCACGACCGCAGCAACGGCCGGCGCAACGACAGCAGAAACUCAAUCGCAGCAGUGCUGCUCAACACCGACGUUAGAGGAGACACAUUCGAUUAAGCGUUGCCUGAGCUUUUCCUCGACUAGUGAUGAUGAAUACGAUGUGGAUUUUAGCAACGCUGCGAAACGCAGUUCUGUCGCAUCAUCCAAUACGAGCUCUACAAUGGGCGAUCACUUCGGUUUGGGACAAACUUCACGACAUUCUCAGGGUUCUUGGAAAGCUCCCAACAGUGCUGCAGUGCGUGGCCACGUGGAACUAUCUAUACAAGUGGAGCAGCAACAAUUAAAUGUACAUGUAAUACGUUGUCGCGAUCUACAGCGACCCAAUGGUUCAACUGCGCUGAAUGCCUACGUAAAGGUUGCAUUGAUACGCAACAAACCGGCUUCUAAAAAAAUGGACAAUCACUUCCAACGCACCGCUGUACACAGACAUUCGAGUCGUCCGUACUUUGAUCAUCGCUUCAAGUUCGAUUUGGGCGCGAAACCACAAGCACAACAGCAAACUAAAAAUGAUGGCACUAACGAACGUCUACAGCUGGCCGUGUGGCACCGAGACCGUCAACUAAAUUACAACACCUACGCCAAUCGUAAUUGCUGUGCACAGAGCCACGCGCGCGAAGCAGAAGUACGUGUAUGUUCAACACAUAUGCCAUUUACGACGCCCUACGAUGACACUUCAAUCCGUACCACACCGCUGUUACAGUCACACCUGAGCCACCACACAAAUCCAAGCACAAAUAAUUUCUGUAAUCUAGCUGUAACUCCUACAAAAGGCAUGCAUUCAAAGGCUUAG
Messenger RNA from Bactrocera neohumeralis, 2861 nucleotides. RefSeq lists its product as uncharacterized. The transcript has 6 exons. Gene Ontology annotation, biological process: signal transduction. The coding region runs from base 57 to 2861 and encodes 934 amino acids. Gene Ontology annotation, cellular component: plasma membrane; nucleus. NCBI's taxonomy places the organism in Eukaryota, Metazoa, Arthropoda, Insecta, Diptera, Tephritidae. The record is from RefSeq and is a predicted model, not a curated record.